GUGCUGCGCAGAUAGCGUGGCGCCAAACCAGCGCCGUCCAACUGAACCAGUGGACAGGGCUCGAGGAGGCAGCCCCGCACUACACUACUCGAGGGAAGCAGGGAACCGUCGAACCGAGGCCCCGUCCGUCCCAACUCACGUGUACGUACUCCUCCUGUCCUGCUGACUGAUCCGCAUGCUGCCGGUCGUCCACCGCCGAUCGUGAAACGCAACCGUCGCCGUACGUUCGUCGCUAGCUUGCCGCCGAUCGCCGACCUCGCGCGCGGACACUCACACACAUGGUCAUGGCGCCUCAGCCUUCGCGCGCUCUGAGUCCGAGGCUGAGCCGCGCCCCCGGCGCCGGCCACGCGUCGUGCAGGUGCUCGGCAGCGCUCGCGCCGCUCUUCGGGAAGCGCCCGGCGCCCCUCGUGGUGUCGUUCCCGCGCGCCGGCAGCGGCGGCGCCGUCGCCUCCUGCUCGGCCGUGCCGGUGCAGGAGUCGUCCACCUCCACCGCUGUUAGCAAGAAGAAGGACGGUGCCAAUAAGGAGGCCACAGCGGCCAAGCCGAAGAAGGCCGCGGCGCUGCCGCUGCCGGAGAUGAUGCAGGAGGAGAUCAUCCCGCCGCUGAAGGCCGCCUUGGAGGCGGAGGAGGACGUGUCCCAGGUCCAGCUCGCCUUCGAAAACAACACGCUAGAGGGAUCCUUCAUAAAGGACGACGUCCCUUAUUGUUUCUGGGCCUUCUUUCCAAAAGGAGACCUCACAGGACCCAAGGGCUUCGCGCUAUCGUCCUACAGCAACGAGGUGAGCACCAUCGAGCCGUUCCUGAUCGACGAGAAGAGGGUAACGGCCAAGUACGUGGUGUUCUGGGUUUACAAGAGGCUGGCUGGGCAAGGCAUCCUUCCGGUCUGGAAGGAAGAGGAGGGGGAGGAUCAUCAGGACGCCAAGUAGAACACACGCAGGAGGCAGGAGGGUGCUGCUGUGAACCUACACACAGUCAUCAUGUCUGAAACUGUUAAAGUUCGUCUGCUAAUAUAUAUACAGAUGCUAAGAGCUGCUGAGACACAUGCAUUUCAGCAUUUGGCUUCUGCUGCAUAGGCGCAUAGCCAUUCGCAGUCGCAAUCCCUUCGUAAUCUUGUGCUGCAGAAGCCAGUCAAAUUUGUUGAACAAUCGAAACCUUCGUGGGCCGGGAUCGACGACGAGUCCCGUCUGAAAGCUAUGGUAUCUGAAUAUUAUUA
Molecule: messenger RNA, 1213 nt
Organism: Zea mays
Lineage: Eukaryota; Viridiplantae; Streptophyta; Magnoliopsida; Poales; Poaceae
Product: Glyceraldehyde-3-phosphate dehydrogenase A
Source: RefSeq, marked validated